This is a messenger RNA of Colossoma macropomum (tambaqui), 844 nucleotides long. RefSeq names its product high choriolytic enzyme 1-like. Gene Ontology annotation, molecular function: metalloendopeptidase activity; zinc ion binding. Gene Ontology annotation, biological process: proteolysis. The transcript has 4 exons. Bases 1 to 828 code for a protein of 275 amino acids. The record is from RefSeq and is a predicted model, not a curated record. NCBI's taxonomy places the organism in Eukaryota, Metazoa, Chordata, Actinopteri, Characiformes, Serrasalmidae.
AUGGAGCCCACAGCCUCUCUCUCCAUUCUAGCCCUGCUGCUGCUCGGCCUCUCGCAGGCUGUCCCUCUCAUGGAGCCUCAGCAUGUGGACAUCACAGAAACCAUUCUGACAACCAACAACGGAUCCAGGGAACUGUUGGUGGAGGGAGACAUAGUCUUACCCAGAACCAGGAACGCUCUGCUCUGCCCCAACAACAACUGCUUCUGGAAGAAGUCCUCAACUGGCUUAGUGCAGGUUCCUUUCACACUGAGCAUUCUACAUUUCUCAUUAUCUGAUUUAUUAAUGCUAUUAUCGGAUUAUUUAUUGAUCAUUUCCUUUACAGCAUUCUUUGACUGGUAUGUAAUUGCCAGCGCUAUGAUGACCUUCCACAGCAAAACCUGCAUCCGCUUUGUUCCCAGAAGCACUGAAACUGACUACCUCAGCAUUGAGAACAGAGAUGGGUGCUACUCUCCAGUGGGCAGAUCAGGUGGUCAGCAGGUGGUCUCCCUGAACAGGAACGGCUGCGUGUACCACGGCAUCGUCCAGCACGAGCUGAACCACGCGCUGGGUUUCUACCACGAGCAGACCAGGAGUGACCGCGACCGCUACGUGAGGAUCAACUGGGCAAACAUCUCGCCAGCAAUGCAGUACAAUUUCAACAAGGAGAACACCAACAACCUCAACACCCCAUACGACUACUCCUCCGUGAUGCACUAUGGGAAAACGGCUUUCUCCAUCAACGGGCGGGACACCAUCACUCCUAUUCCUGAUGCAGCAGUGCAGAUUGGACAGAGAGUGGACCUGUCCGCCAUCAACAUCCUGAGGAUCAACACUCUCUACAAGUGCUGAGAGUCUCACCCUACUG